AUGUCUACCAUCCCAACGGAGAGGGCGGCGGUUUUCGAGGUUGUGACGAGUGCCGUCAAACGCCUGCGCGACGUCCUCCGGGCCGGCUUCAAGGCCCUCCGAGAUCGGGAAAAGUCGACCCGUGCGAGGGCAAAGAGAAAGACGAAGAUGGUGGAGACCUUCAACCGCCGGGUCGCGCAGACGAAGAUCGUCAGCAGCUCCGAGCGAGUCGAACCCCUCAUGCAGGAGAUGUUCAGCGAUGAGACGUUUGCUCGCGGCGUGGAGUUGCAGGAUUUCCAGCUCGGUCUCAUUGUCGUGGAGCACACCGGGGAUGCCGACCUCAAGGAGCUGCAGGACGCCUUCCAUGAUCGCUGGUUCCAGCACAGGCAGCUGGUCGAACAUCGGAUCGGCACGAGCCAAGGGCUCCUCCGGGAGGAAGCCACUCAGGCAGAUGCGGACGAGAAUCUGGGGGCGGCUAUCCAGGAGGCGGAAGCCAAGCGUCUGGUUGACACAGACGACGAUCGGCCGACGGUGGAGGAUCUGAGGUGGAUGAGGCUCAUUGUGAAGGCUGGUGGCGGCAUCUUCAAAGAGAAGGUGAUGCCCUCCCUUGGAGAGAUUAACGACUUGCUCCGAAGCCGGCAAGACAGCUCGAGCGCCAGUUCCGAGACUUCUGAGCGCUGA
Messenger RNA from Symbiodinium natans, 660 nucleotides. Lineage: Eukaryota; Dinophyceae; Suessiales; Symbiodiniaceae. The record is from the annotation of a GenBank genome assembly.